This is a messenger RNA of Oncorhynchus gorbuscha (pink salmon), 1242 nucleotides long. RefSeq names its product zinc finger protein 239-like. Bases 218 to 1129 code for a protein of 303 amino acids. Gene Ontology annotation, biological process: regulation of transcription by RNA polymerase II. Gene Ontology annotation, molecular function: DNA-binding transcription activator activity, RNA polymerase II-specific; RNA polymerase II cis-regulatory region sequence-specific DNA binding. The record is from RefSeq and is a predicted model, not a curated record. The transcript has 2 exons. Gene Ontology annotation, cellular component: nucleus. Lineage: Eukaryota; Metazoa; Chordata; Actinopteri; Salmoniformes; Salmonidae.
CAGACACCUCGGUAGCUUUCAAGCAAGCACAGCUACAACAUUCACGCUCUUUACACUGUUUUGGUGUAAUUAGUCGCUGUGUAUUCAACACAUUUCUGUCGUAUGUACUUGUUGGCCCAUUUAAUUAUAUAUUUACGUUGUUUGUCAGCUAGCUGGUUUGCUAAAUUAGCUUAGAGCUAGGCUAGUCGGUAAUGCUAACUAGCUAACACCCCCGACCAUGAGUUCACUAAGCUACUCUCCUGAUAAAGAAGAGGUCUGCUGGACGGAGAAAGAAGGUCUUGUGAAAGAGGAGGAGGAAGAGAAGGAUGUUACACUACAAAAACAAGUAGAGGGUGAGACUCUUUCCGUGAAAAAAGAAGAGGAAGACGCGUUCAGAGUGAAAGAGGAGGAUGUUACAGUAAAAGAAGAGGGGGAAGAGAAAGAGGGUGCAGUUUUUGGAGAGGAGGGGGAGAUGACUGUAACAUUGGAGGAAGAAGAGGAGGUUGGAGAUCUGUUUAACACCAGAGAGAUACUUCACUAUCGUGGAUCCUCUAGGGAGCCUCACCAACCUCAUGAUGCUGAACAGGCAGAGAAGAAUCUCUCCAGAUCAGAACACCUCAAUAAACACCUGCAGAGAUCCACAGGGAAGAGAACUCACUACUGCUCUGACUGUGGGAAGAGAUUCACCUCAUCAGGCAUAAAAAUUCAUCAGAGAACACACACCGGAGAGAAACCUUUUUGCUGUGUUCAAUGUGGGAAGAGUUUUUCAACAUCUGGCUCUCUGACGCUGCACCAGAAAACACACACAGGAGAGAAACCUUAUAGCUGUGGUCAAUGUGGGAAGAGUUUUGGUAGAUCUUGCUAUCUGACUCAACACCAAAAGACACACACAGGAGAAAGACCUUAUAGCUGUGGUCAAUGUGGGAAGAGUUUUGGUCAAUCUUGCCAUCUGACUCAACACCAGAAGACACACACAGGAGAGAAAUUAUAUAGUUGUGGUCAAUGUGGGAUGAGUUUUCUUCGAUCUGGAGAGUUGACAGUGCACCAGAGAAUACACACAGGAGAGAAACCGUACAGCUGUGAUCAAUGUGGGAAGAGUUUUGCUGCAUCUAGAACUCUGACUCAACACCAGAGAACACAAACCUUAUAGCUGUGGUCAAUGUGGGAAGAGAUGUUCAACAUCUGGUCAUCUGACUGUACACCAGAGAAUACACACAGGAGAGAAACCUUAUAGCUGUGAUCAAUGUGGGAAGAGAUGUUCAA